Messenger RNA from Desarmillaria tabescens, 756 nucleotides. RefSeq lists its product as uncharacterized. The annotation marks the transcript as partial. Lineage: Eukaryota; Fungi; Basidiomycota; Agaricomycetes; Agaricales; Physalacriaceae. The record is from RefSeq and is a predicted model, not a curated record. The transcript has a single exon.
GGUCCUUAUGCGCCAUGGGGACCGAUGGUAUUGAAAGGAGGCGAAUAUUUUUUGAAAAAGGAGAAUGGCGCGACACUUCUUGAUAUCUCUCGAGGCCAUUUUCUCAAGGCCUUCACGUAUAUUCUUGGACCGACCGAUACUGUAUUCGUGACCGUGGUCCUCCAGCACCCUUCAUCCCAAGUGCUCAAUUUUGAUGGCACGCCCACUGGUGAUGUUGUCUCCGCUGACGGUUCGUCGCAGGUAGUCGUAUCUGGCACGCUAAAGAGCGGUGCUGUGAUGAGUUUGCACUGGCGUGCGGGGAUGGAGAAACCUGCCAAUGUGAAAGCGGCAACUCUGCUUGUAUGGGUUAUUGACGGGACGAAAAGAAGCAUAAGGAUUGAGAGCGACAAUCUCUUGGCAGCUUUUGUAGUGGUGUACGAACCAACGCAGCUUUGGGUGAAUGGUGAUGAGGUGAAAGUUGAUGAUGAUGGUAAGACGAAUGAGGGUAGGUCCUGGGAGGAAUACUUGAAGGGCGAAGGCAUUGGAGAUUAUCCCGACUUGCAGCAUGCAGUUCAGAUCAAGAGUAUUGUCGACGCCAUUUGGAGGAGUGCUGAGGGAGGCGUUGGGAUUACCCCUGUAGAUGCUGGAAGAACAUGCAGCACACCAAUGUACUAUAUAUGCAGGUCAGGUCGAAUGCCGCGCCCUUUUGUUCAUUAUGCUGAAGAUAGACAUCGCUUAGCAACGGCUUUGGUACAAGUCAAGGAUAUACACACUUGA